Messenger RNA from Coregonus sp. 'balchen', 30120 nucleotides. The record is from the annotation of a GenBank genome assembly. Lineage: Eukaryota; Metazoa; Chordata; Actinopteri; Salmoniformes; Salmonidae.
AUGAGUAGGUGUGUGCUUAGGCAGCGUAUAGGCCAUAACAUCACUGUUACAUUUACCAUCUCAAAAUUAAUGCAGCAUUACUAGACACUACUAGGCUACACUAAUACAUUCCAGCUUUUAAUUAUGCAUGCCAGUUUGUUUUGAUUCAGUCUAAUGCUCCAUUUUAUUCUACCAUGUAAUGUGCCAAUCCACUUCACUCUACCACGACCAGGUGCCUGGGCCUCCAUAUGUAAAGCACCAUAAAGGUAGCAAGAAAGCCUAAUAUUAGCCCAGUCACUGUCUUUUUACUGUGCUUUUGUUAUUAUGCAUUAUUUAUCUGUAUUCUGUAUGUGAAAGUAUAGCGCCGGAAGAUUCCGUUGGAUGUAGGCCUAAUGUAUUAGGAUUUUUACUGAUGUGUUUUGUCUGUCUGCCCUGUGCUGUCUAGUCUAUGUUCUCUACACCUCAGUCUAUGUCUGUCCUGUCUAGUCUAUGUUCUCUACACCUCAGUCUAUGUCUGCCCUGUCCUGUCUAGUCUAUGUUCUCUACACCUCAGUCUAUGUCUGCCCUGUCCUGUCUAGUCUAUGUUCUCCACCUCAGUCUAUCUUCCAGCGCUGAUCGGUUUAAUGCACACGCGUCAAACUCAUUCUGCGGGGGGCCGAGUGUCUGCAGGUUUUCACUCCUCCCUUGUACUUAAUUGAUGAAUUAAGGUCACUGGUUAGUUAGGAACUCCCCUCACCUGGUUGUAUACGUCUUAAUUGGACACAAAUUGAAAGGAGGAACCAAAAACCAGCGUACUCGUCCCUCCGUGGAAUGAGUUUGACAGCCCUGGUUUAAUGCAUGUACUGUAUUCCUCUUCCUCUUCUCUCCCUGUCCUCCCGUCCCUUCAACCUUUCCCUUCAUCCCUCAGAUGGACAGAAUGAGUUUUCUCUCCUUCCUCCUCCUUUGCUUGACUUCGGUUGCUAAUGGCAACAAAGGUCAGUUUCCUUUCCUUUUGACUGUUAAUUGUGAGCGCUGCUGAAAGAAGUUUUUUUUCUAUUGCCAUGGGAGCACACAUACCUGUAGUCUCGCUCAUGGCCAGGGCCCUUUUGUCCCUGUCUCCUGAACUCUAGUAGAGGGAAUUCAAUCAUAUAUCCACUCACUGUGCUCAAAGCCAUGAUAUAUUACAUUAUAUAUCUGUAAUGUAUGAUUACAUACACAUCAUCAUUAUAGAGUGUUGUCCUUCAUUUAGCCAAUAUGUAGGUUAAUAUGUAUUUUGCUCAAUUGUGAUGAUGUUGCUGUAUGUGUAUGUGAUUCUGUGUGUAAUCGAUAGCAUGACUUUCCAAGGAGGAUCAAUCUUCAUCUCUUCAUCUCAUUUAUCACCGUGGAUAGCCAUGACUCUUGAUUUACCAACAUUGUUCCAAUGAUUGUCAUGCUGGAGACUUGAAGUGAAACUGAAAUGGACAGAGUGGGGAGAGAACGUCAGAGAGGGCGAGGGAGGAGAGGAGGAAGGGAGUGACGCCGAAAGAGACAGAAGUGGAAAGGGGAGAAGGGGAGCAGCAGUGACGGGGGAGCAAAAGGAGGGAAGCGGGUCCAAGAGAUACAGAGACAAAGUGUGUGUGACAGAGAAACAGACAGAUAGUUAGGAAAGGUGAGGUGGGGAGAGGAAGAGGGAGAGAUGGUGCGUUAAAUCAAGUGACGGAGAGAAACAGAGUGAGAGCGAUAAGGGCGUGUGAGAGAAGGGCAGGGAACGAGGGGAUGUUGUGUGGAGAGAUACAGUGACAGAGAGAGGAUGAGUGCCAGAGACUGAGAGAGAGGGAUGGAAAACGAUGUCUCUCAAUCUGUAAUCCCGGCUGUAAUCCACGGCCCUGAUGUUCAGAUUAAUGCUAUAUUGCAGAGAGAUGGAAAGAGGGAAGGAGGGAUGGGAGGGGGGGGGGGGGACAGACAGGCAGGGAGAGAGGGUUAGAGAUGAAUGACAAAAGGAGGGACAGAGCAGAAGCUUGAGGACAAGCAGUGUUUGUAUCAGAUUAACCAUUGAGGAUGGCGAAUACUAGCCUGGGCAUGACUCACCAGCCUGGUCACACAAACAAAGGGGUGUACUACAAAGCAAGAUCAAGGAGUUAGCCAGCUAACUUGCCUGAAUUCUGAAAAACCUUUUUAGUUUUUAGAAGCUUAAACUUGAAUGGCAUGGUCAAUUGAUCAACAACCAACCAACAUCCCACUGGGUAAAACUGGAUGGAUCAAAGUGUUUCCACGUCAUUUAAAACAAAAAAUCAUUGAUGACUUUUUAAUUUAUGUGGAAAUGGUGGAUUAGGGAAAAGUCUAAUCCAUGACAUGGUGAAAUGUUUGGUUUAUUACACGUUGAAUUCACGUUAGUUGACAACUCAACCAUAUGUAAAUCACAAUUAGAUGUUGAGCUGAUGUCUGUGCCCAGUGGGAUAUCUACAGUUCAAUCGGAAAGUAUUCAGACCCCUUGACUUUUUUUACAUUUUGUUACGUUACGGCCUUAUUCAUUUUUGUAUUAUUAUCCCUCAUCAAUCUACACCAAUCCCCCAUAAUGACAAAGCGAAAACAGGUUUUUAGACAUUUUAGCAAAUGUGUUAAAAAUAAAAAACAUAUCUUAUUUACAUAAGUAUUCAGACCCUUUGCUAUGAGACUUGAAAUUGAGCUCAGGUGCAUCCUGUAUCCAUUGAUCCUCCUUGAGAUGUUUUUACAACUUGAUUGGGGGUCCACAUGUGUCAAUUAAAUUGAUUGGACAUGAUUUUGAAAGGCACACACCUGGGCUACAGUGAGGGAAAAAAGUAUUUAUCCCCUGCUGAUUUUGUACGUUUGCCCACUGACAAAGAAAUGAUCAGUCUAUAAUUUUAAUGUAUGUUUAUUUGAACAGUGAGAGACAGAAUAAAACCAAAAAACCAGAAAAAAAAGCAUGUCAAAAAUGUUAUAAAAAUAUUUUCAUUUUUAAAGAGGGAAAUAAGUAUUUGACCCCUCUUUCAAAAUAUGACUUUGUACUUGGUGGCAAAAACCCUUGUUGGCAAUCACAGAGGUCAGACGUUUUUUGUAGUUGGCCCCCAGGUUUGCACACAUCUCAGGAGGGAUUUUGUCCCCUCCUCUUUGCAGAUCUUCUCCAAGUCAUUAAGGUUUCGAGGCUAACGUUUGGCAACUCGAACCUUAAGCUCCCUCCACAGAUUUUCUAUGGGAUUAAGGUCUGGAGACUGGCUAGGCCACUCCAGGACCUUAAUGUGCUUCUUCUUGAGCCACUCCUUUGUUGCCUUGGCCGUGUGUUUUGGGUCAUUGUCAUGCUGGAAUACCCAUCCACAACCCAUUUCAAUGCCCUGGCUGAGGGAAGGAGGUUCUCACCCAAGAUUUGACGGUACAUGGCCCCGUCCAUCGUCCCUUUGAUGCGGUGAAGUUGUCCUGUCCCUUAGCAGAAAAACACCCCCAAAGCAUAAUGUUUCCACCUCCAUGUUUGACGGUGGGGAUGGUGUUCUUGGGGUCAUAGGCAGCAUUCCUCCUCCACCAAACACGGCGAGUUGAGUUGAUGACAAAGAGCUCAAUUUUGGUCUCAUCUGACCACAACACUUUCACCCAGUUCUCCUCUGAAUCAUUCCGAUGUUCAUUGGCAAACUUCAGACGGGCCUGUAUAUGUGCUUUCUUGAGCAGGGGGACCUUGCGGGCGCUGCAGGAUUUCAGUCCUUCACGGCGUAGUGUGUUACCAACUGUUUUCUUGGUGACUAUGGUCCCAGAUGCCUUGAGAUCAUUGACAAUAUCCUCCCGUGUAGUUCUGGGCUGAUUCCUCACCGUUCUCAUGAUCAUUGCAACUCCACAAGGUGAGAUCUUGCAUGGAGCCCCAGGCCGAGGGAGAUUGACAGUUCUUUAGUUUUUCUUCCAUUUGCGAAUAAUUGCACCAUCUGUUGUCACCUUCUCACCAAGCUGCUUGGCGAUGGCCUUGUAGCCCAUUCCAGCCUUGUGUAGGUCUACAAUCUUGUCCCUGACAUCCUUGGAGAGCUCUUUGGUCUUGGCCAUGGUGGAGAGUUUGGAAUCUGAUUGAUUGAUUGCUUCUGUGGACAGGUGUCUUUUAUACAGGUAACAAGCUGAGAUUAGGAGCACUCCCUUUAAGAGUGUGCUCCUAAUCUCAGCUCGUUACCUGUAUAAAAGACACCUGGGAGCCAGAAAUCUUUCUGAUUGAGAGGGGGUCAAAUACUUAUUUCCCUCAUUAAAAUGCAAAUCAAUUUAUAACAUUUUUACAUACGUUUUUCUGGAUUUUUUUGUUGUUAUUCUGUCUCUCACUGUUCAAAUAAACCUACCAUUAAAAUUAUAGACUGAUCAUUCCUUUGUCAGUGGGCAAACAUACAAAAUCAGCAGGGGAUCAAAUACUUUUUUCCCUCACUGUAUAUAAGGUCCCACAGUUGACAGUGCAUGUCAGAGCAAAAAGCAAGCCAUGAGGUCGAAGGAAUUGUCCGUAGAGCUCCGAGACAGGAUUGUGUCGAGGCACAGAUCUGGGGAAGGGUACCAAAAAAUGUCUGCAGCAUUGAAGGUCCCCAAGAACACAGUGGCCUGCAUCAUUCUUAAAUGGAAGACGUUUGGAACCACCAAGACUCUUCCUAGAGCUGGCCAAACUGAGCAAUCGGGGGAGAAGGGACUUGGUCAGGAAGGUGACCAAGAACCCGAUGUUCGCUCUGACAGAGCUCCAGAGUUCCUCUGUGGAGAUGGGAUAACCUUCCAGAAGGACAACCAUCUCUGCAGCACUCCACCAAUCAGGCCUUUAUGGUAGAGUGGCCAGACGGAAGCAACUCCUCAGUAAAAGGCACAUGACUGCCCGCUUGGAGUUUUCCAAAAGGCACCUAAAGGACUCUUAAGACCAUGAGAAACAAGAUUCUCUGGUCUGAUGAAACCAAGAUUGAACUCUUUGGCCUAAAUGCCAAGCGUCACAUCUGGAGGAAAUCUGGCACCAUCCCAACGGUGAAGCAUGCUGGUGGCAGCAUCAUGCUGUGGGGAUGUUUUUCAGCGGCAGGGACUGGGAGACUAAUCAGGAUCAAGGGAAAGAUGAACGGAGCAAAGUACAGAGAGAUCAGGACCUCAGACUGGGGCGAAGGUUCACCUUCCAACAGGACAACGACCCUAAGCACACAGCCAAGACAACGCAGGAGUGGCUUCGGGGACAAGUCUCUGAAUGUCCUUGAGUGGCCCAGCCAGAGCCCAGACUUGAACCCGAUCGAACAUCUCUGGAGAGAGCUGAAAAUAGCUGUGCGGCGAUGCUCCCCAUCCAACCUGACAGAGGUUGAGAGGAUCUGCAGAGAAGAAUGGGAGAAACGCCACAAAUACAGGUGUGCCGUCAUACCCAAGAAGACUCGAGGCUGUAAUCGCUGCCUAUGGUGCUUCAACAAAGUACUGAGUAAACGGUCUGAAUACUUAUGUAACUUAUGUUUUUUCACAAAAAUCUAAAAACCUGUUUUUGCUUUGUCAUUAUGGGGUAUUGUGUGUAGGUUGAUGAGGAGAAAAAAUGAUUUAAUCCAUUUUAGAAUAUGGCUGUAACGUAACAAAAUGUGGCAAAAGUAAAGGGGUCUGAACACUUUCCAAAUGCACUGUAUGUUUAGCUUUCUUAACGAGCCAGAAAAUCAACUGUUAUUUCUGGUUGUUUAUCAAAGUUAGCUGGCUAACUCAUUGGUCCUGCUUUGUAGUAUACCCCUCUGGGUAGGAGAACGCCACUUGUCUUUGAGAUGAUUAGUACUGAAGAACCAUUACUUUCCACUCUGUAGUGCUCUCAUCUCCCAUUGAUUCAGACCAGACUGGCAUUUUAAAUGUUAUAAUUUGGCAUAGUGUUUUGAUGUUGAAACGGCAGAGUGGUUGCUACACAACAUGUCCUGUGGCUCUGUCAUCACUGUCUGAGUCUAACGUCAUCAUCUCAGGGUCUAGUGAGGGAGACAUGUCUAACAUAAAAAAACCUCAGGCUUUUGUUUUGGUCUUUGAUUGUUUGAGUGUAAAAUCGUCACCGUUCCAGCUCGUUAGCUCUGCCUUUGAUUGAUAUGGGUGAACAUUCUGGAGAGAAAUUAAUAAUGAAUUUGCAAUUAGAGAGUGGAUUCACAGCAAACUUUCCCCGUUUAAUUUGGACGAGUGAAGUGCGCCUGUGGCAGGCUGCUUGGUGUUGUUCUGAUUGAUAUGUGCAAUAUACCUCUCCCUGUGUUGAUAAGGUGAAAUCGGCCUAGGUGUAAUUAUGUUGCCAACUGAUGCAAGGUGUGGAGUGACACUUGACGUGUGUGUUAGGGGGCGGGGGUGGGGGUUGAGUGUGUUUGUGUGUGCGUUUCUGUGUUGUGUGUCUUUAUUCGUCUGUAUGUGUAUCUGCGGACACACACACAAGUCCUCUCACAUAAGGGGGUGUUACAAAUAGCCAUGUUUUUUCCCCCUUCUAAUUGCUCCAUUUAACCCAAGCCUCCUUUUGUCUCCUGUGUUGCCGUUCAGCCAAUAAACACAAGCCAUGGAUCGAGACGGAGUACCAGGGUAUCGUCAUGGAGAACGACAACACCGUUCUUCUCAACCCACCACUGUUCGCCCUGGAUAAAGACGCUCCACUGCACUAUGCAGGUACAGUACAGGCAUGGUUAGAAUGAUGGGAGUGCAAUUGGGGGGCACUUGGCAGUCCUCCUAUAACAAAUCAGGACUCACCCAUAUAAUAAGCAUUAUAAAAUAUUAGCAUUGAAAGUAUGGUAGCAAUGUAUUUUACGGUACUAAUAUUACCGGGUGUUUACUAGUUAACACAGAGUAUAAACAUAUUGCCAUUUGGAACAUUUGCUAUUGAUUACAAUGGCCACGGUUAGUUCAUUAUCUUACUGGCAUAUUGAAAAUCGAGUCCCACCCUGCCCCUACAGUGAGUAAGCAUUUUGUAGAGGGGGAAAUUGUUAGUAAUUGAAAAUGUUAUGCCACCCUAAAAUCAGAAUGGACAGAGUAAAAUAGUAAUUACACAAUAAUAACCUAUGACGCACCAUCAUUUGUGCCUGAAAGUUCACAUUGUUACCACACAAUUGAGUAAAUUCCAGGUAAAUACCAGUGGUACAAGUACUGUAAAAUAAAGCGCUACCUAAAGGAUUUUGCUGGGCACUCCCAAAAGCAUUACAAAUAUUAACAUGAAAAUAAUCAUAUCUGUCCAGUCCUCUAUUUUUAGGGCAGCCCCAAUAGUCAGUGUGUAAUUCUAUUCCUGGGUACUGCACUGGUCCUCCACAGCGAAGUGAAAUUCAAUUAUUUGUAUUCAUUGGGAACAUUUAGUGCCCUGUGCUCACAUAAAUCAUUAUGGUACACAUUUCCCAACUGGGACAAUCAAGUGAUUGAUUGGAUCAUACAACAUCACAUGGGGUUCAUUGAAAUAGAUCACUGAAUUUGAUUAGGUUUAUUUUAGCCAUUGAAGACUGUAUUUGAAUAAAUCCUAAGCCUACUGGGACCUUGAGAUUCACAGAGAGCCACUAGAAGUUAAAUUGGUACUAAAAUGAGUUGGGCCCUCCCUUUCUUCCUCCUUCCCCUCUCUCUCUCCUCCAGGUGAGAUCUGUGGCUUCCGGGUGCACAAUGGGCCCUCAGGAUCCAGUUCGGUCCAGUUUGAGGCGGUGGUUCUGGACCGCUCGACAGGGGAGGGCCUGAUCCGCUCUAAAGAGCCCCUGGACUGUGAGAGCCAGCGGGAGCACAGCUUCACCAUCCAGGCCUAUGACUGUGGAGAGGGCCCCGAUGGAGCCAACAGCAAGAAGUCCCACAAGUGAGAUACACUACAUUACCCAGAAGGUCAAAUAGGUUUAAUGGAUAGGGUUGUUGUCAGAGGUUAUACUGGUUAGUGUAGUUUGGAGAAUGAUUAACCCUUGGGUAUUUGUCAAUGCUAUGCUUGAUCAAUACAUUACUAUAUUACGACGCAGUUAUGUAUGUAUUGACCUCUCUUCCUUCAUCUUUAUCACGCUCUUUACCUCUCUCUCUCUCUCUCUCUCUCUCUCUCUCUCUCUCUCUCUCUCUCUCUCUCUCUCAGAGCCACGGUGCAUGUACGUGUGAACGACGUAAACGAGUUCUCCCCAGUGUUCGUGGAGCGUCGCUACGAGGCCUCCGUCCCAGAAGGCCGUCUGUUCGACCGCAUCGUGCGCGUGGAGGCCCUCGAUGCAGACUGCUCCCCGCAGUACAGCCAGAUCUGCUUCUACGACAUCAUCACCCCCAAUGUUCCCUUUGUCAUCGAUAACGAUGGUGAGAACUACAGCUACCACAAUAGAGCUGGGCUUUACAGUCGUUUUCCUCAAAUAAAUCUGGCUACUUUACCAGAGCCAUAUAUUUAGAAUAUGUUUAUCUAAAUAUAUGGCUCUGGUCUUUACAUUUUGGUUAUUUGAUUCAUAUACUAUAAAAGUGAAUGUAAUGUGUGAGUUGACAUCUUGUCACCAAUGAAAACAACAGUUCGCAUGGUGAUGACUACCAAUCUGUAAAAUACUAGUUAAUUUCCCUGUUCAAUUUUGAUUGUCUCCAGCUGGUCUUGUUGCUAUGUGCGUUGCUAGAGAAUGACCGUUCCCUUAAGUAGUCACUCACUCACUCCUCCACCAGCCUAAGCCAUUUCCAAGUAUCUUGCUCACCCACAUUGCAGCUUUUAUGCUAUAGCAUUCCUUUUGUACCACAAUUAAUAGAUUUGAAGCAUCUUUUGCUGUAAGAACCGCAGUUUGACUCCCGCCUUCACAGGUAGAUAGUCCUAGCUUUUAGAAAACGUGUGUGUGGGUAGUAGUUGUGUAAGCAAAGCUACCGCAUCAACAUUGCUAGGGCAGGUUUCUUUGAACAGAGCCCAGAGGACAAUAGGUUCAGGGGGUUAGGCCCUAGUGUAGUGUUUCUGUUGAUCUUUUAGGCAUGCUUCCUCUGAGGAGAAGGCUUUGAUUUCAGUUUGCAAGACUCCCAUUGACGGGCUACUGGUGGGAGAUCGAUAGCAGGCAUUUUGUAAUAUGACAACAGCAGAGGUGGGAGGCAGAUUGUCUCAGGAGUCAGGUUUUUACCAUGACUUUGCACAAUUUGCAGUGACUGGGGAGGAGGUUGUGGGGGGAUGAGAAGUUCCUUUAAUAUAUGGGUCAGGCUGCUGGGCCCAGAUGAAGCACAGAUACUUUUUGUUUCAGCCCGGGCGGUUUAAAUGCCCUAGUAUUGUCAUUGUCUCUCUCUCGCUCUCUCUCUCUCUCUCUCUCUCCCACUCUACCUCUAUAUUUCUCUUUCAUCCCUCCCUUUCGCACAGUCUUUCUUUCUCCCCUGUCUCUCAUUGUCAGGGGCCUGUCGUGCAGGUUCCGUCAACCAUAUCUUUGUUACAUUCUCUCUUUGUCUCUAGAUAUAAGAAGAAACCGUCUUUAUUCAUACUUAUCGUUCUCUCUUCUCUCUCCCUCCCUUGUCGUUGCCUUUUCCGUUUGAAUAUACUGCAGUGAACAAUUCUGGAGUGUCUGCUGUGUGUGCGCGUAGGUGUGGGUGAGAGUGUGUAUGAGAGCGCAUUCUUUUCAUGCUGUGCUUUUGAGUGAGUGAGUGAAUGACUGUGUUUGUAUUGUACUUUACAUAACUCUCUCUCCCUCUCUCCUUUCCUCUCCUCCCAUCUCCUAGGUAACAUUAAGAACACAGAGCCAUUGGAUUCGAAGCGCCAGCGCGUCCACACCUUCUGGGUGACCGCGUUCGACUGUGGCAAGAACCGCGCUCAGGCCGACGCCCAGGUCGUCGUCACGGUCAAACCGUCCUGCAAACCCGGCUGGAUCAGUAAUCAAUCACCCUCAUUAUUCACGACUUCUUCAUCUGUCUCCUCAGUGGUAGUGUGGAAUGGACCUAUUCCCUAUGUGGUCCUCUGUAGCUCAAUUGGUAGAGCAUGGCGCUUGUAACGCCAGGGUAGUGGGUUCGAUCCCCGGGACCACCCAUACGUAAAAAAUGUAUGCACACAUGACUGUAAGUCGCUUUGGAUAAAAGCGUCUGCUAAAUGGCAUAUUAUUAUAUUAUAGUGCACUACUUUUGAGCAGAGCCCUUUGGGCCCUGGUCAAAAGUAGUGCAGUACAGUUUAUAGAGAAUAGGGUGCCAUUUGGGACACAGGCUGUAUCUUUGUUGGAGCUACAUUAGUGUCUGAAAUGAUACUGUAGCAUAUAGAAUGGACGUUGUUAGGUUGUAUUUUGCAGACUUCAAUUGAGAAAAUGGUGAUGAACAAAGAUGAUAAUGCUACUUGAUAACUUCAUUGGUGGGAAUGGUCAAAGAGACACAAUUUACCUUUGCCUUUAGAGCAUAAUUAUCAUAACAUGAAUGACUCAACAACACAGAAUUGUUGUACAGUGCAUUCGGAAAGUAUUCACACCACUUAACUUUUUCCACAUUUUGUUAUGUUACACCCUUAUUCUAAAAUUGAUUAAAUGUUUUUUUUCCCCCCUCAUCAAUCUACACACAAUAUCCCAUAAUGACAAAGCAAAAACAGGUUUUUAAACAUUUUUGCAAAUGUAUUACAAAUAAAAAACUGAAAUAUUACAUUUACAUAAGUAUUCAGACCCUUUACUCAGUACUUUGUUGAAGCACCUUUAGCAGCAAUUACAGCCUUGAGUCUUCUUGGUAGUGACAAUUUUAGCAUGUAAAUCCUGGUGGGGCAAACUCCCCCUAUUUAUUUUAGAUGCAAGCAAGCAAAGCCACUACACAACACAACACUAAACAAUACAUUAAUUGUACUAUAACGGUGGCAAACGGUGCCCACAAACUGUUAGGGCCUACAUAAAGCUGUCCCAACAGCAGCGCUUUCUUUUCAGCACCAUGAAGUGAAUCCUUACCACCGCUACACCUGGCUAUCAGCGGAGCCUUGUCUGGCAGCGAAACAGUUAAUUCAGCCUCAUUUACUGCCUUUUUAAAAAACAUAGCUGAUAUGGCUGACAAUUGAGCCACCUUUUGCAGCAAUUACAGCUGCUAGUCUCUUGGGGUAUGUCUCCAUAAGCUUGGCAUAUCUAGCCACUGGGUUUUUUGCCCAUUCUUCAAGGCAAAAUUGCUCCAGCUCCUUCAAGUUGGAUGGGUUCCGCUGGUGUACAGCAAUCUUUAAGUCAUACCACAGAUUCUCAAUUGGAUUGAGUUCUGGGCUUUGACUAGGCCAUUCCAAGACAUUUAAAUGUUUCCCCUUAAACCACUCAAGUGUUGCUUUAGCAGUAUGCUUAGGGUCAUUGUCCUGCUGGAAGGUGAACCUCCGUCCCAGUCUCAAAUCUCUGGAAGACUGAAACAGGUUUCCCUCAAGAAUUUCCCUGUAUUUAGCGCCAUCCAUCAUUACCCACAGCAGGAUGCUGCCACCACCAUGCUUCACUGUGGGGAUGGUGACCUUGGGGUGAUGAGAGGUGUUGGGUUUGCGUCAGACAUAGCGUUUUCCUUGAUGGCCAAAAAGCUCAAUUUUUGUCUCAUCUGACCAGAGUACCUUCUUCCAUAUCUUUGGGGAGUCUCCCACAUGCCUUUUGGCUUAUUUUUUUCUUAAAGCAAUGGCUUUUUUCUGGCCACUCUUCUGUAAAGUCCAGCUCUGUGGAGUGUACGGCUUAAAGUGGUCCUAUGGACAGAUACUCCAAUCUCUGCUGUGGAGCUUUGCAGCUCCUUCAGGGUUAUCUUUGGUCUCUUUGUUGCCUCUCUGAUGAAUGCCCUCCUUGCCUGGUCUGUGAGUUUUGGUGGGCGGCCCUCUCUUGGCAGGUUUGUUGUGGUGCCAUAUUCUUUCCAUUUUUUAAUAAUGGAUUUAAUGGUGCUCCGUGGGAUUUUCAUAGUUUCUGAUAUUUUUUUAUAACCCAACCCUUACCAAGGCCCUUCUACCCCGAUUGCUCUGUUUAGCGGGCGGCCAGCUCUAGGAAGGGUCUUGGUGGUUCCAAACUUCUUCCAUUUAAGAAUGAUGGAGGCCACUGUGUUUUUGGGGACCUUCAAUGCUGCAGACAUUUUUUGGUACCUUUCCCCAGAUCUGUGCCUCGACACAAUCCUGUCUCGGAGCUCUACGGACAAUUCCUUCGACCUCAUGGCUUGUUUUUGCUCUGACAUGCACUGUCAACUGUGGGACCUUAUAUAGACAGGUUUGUGCCUUUCCAAAUCGUGUCCAAUCAAUUGAAUUUACCACAGGUGGACUCCAAUCAAGUUGUAGAAACAUUUCAAGGAUGAUAAAUGGAAACAGUAUGCACCUGAGCUCAAUCUAGAGUCUGAUAGCAAAACAAUUUUAAACAUGUUUUUGCUUUGUCAUUAUGGGGUAUUGUGUGUAGAUUGAUGAGGAAACAUUGUAAUUUAAUUCAUUUUUUAAUAAGGCUGAAACGUAACAAAAUGCGGAAAAAGUAAAGGGGUCUGAAUACUUUUCAAAUGCACUGUAUUUUGAUGGUUUAUUUUCUUUGUUGGUUUUCAGGCUGGUCGAAGCGGGUGGAGUAUACCCCCGGGUCAGGCAGCAUUCCCCUGUUCCCCAGUUUGCACCUGGAGACCUGCGAAGAGACUGUGUGGAACAUCCAGGCCACCGUAGAGCUACAGACUGGCCAUAUUGGGAAGGGCUGUGACAGGGACAGCUACUCAGACCGAUCAGUACGCAGACUCUGUGGUGAGUGCUGCUUGAGUCUGGGCUAUUCAUGAUGGACUCAAUCUUUGGGAUAAUGUGUGACUUACAAUCUUCACACAAAUAUCAAUGCAUGAAUUAUUCGAAGAUUGGAAUGGAGCAUGCUCAAGUCACAUAGGUUUUAGCCCUGUUUGCCAAAUAAGCAUAAAAAGACCUUGCAUUUGUGGUGUGUGCAUAAAUGUAACUAAGUAAUACAGUCAUGCAUUUCGGGAAAGUACAGGCCCUGAUAUUUAUUGAGCUCACAAUAUCAGCUUACAUUUAAUGAGUCCAAAGGUCAUUCAAUUGGGUGUUUAGCGAUAGUAAGUAGAGUAAUGCAGCAACUUUGGGGGGAGUCAAAAGGGGGGUUUGAGCUACCAUCCUGAAACAAGCACACUAACCACAGAGAGUCCCAAAAGACUCAAUGCUUCUAAGGCCUUUACCAAGGCUAGGGUUGUACAGUAUGUCAUUCAUGAUUUCACUCCUGUCUUCUGUCUCACCAGGUGCUGUGAGAGGUGAAGUGGACUUACUCCCACCCCCGUCCCCAGCAGCCAAUUGGACCUCAGCCUUGCCCACCCUCCCUUCUUCUGAUUCGUCCCUGGUGUUCUCCUUCAAUGGCUCCACCCACGUUGCCGUGGUACCAGACUCCGUUGCCGCGGCCGUAUCCGGAGACCAUUUCACCCUCCAGCUGUGGAUGCGAAGGGGUGGGAUCAACACCCAGCCUCCGACUAAUCAGGCCAGAGGAAACCGCAGGGAGGAGGAGACUAUCGUCUGCAGUACCGUCAAGAAUGGUCAGUCAAAUGGGCAGUCACAACUGUCAGUCAAAGUAAAAAUACUUUAAAGUACUACUUAAGUCAUUUUUUUGGGUAUCUGUACUUUACUUUACUAUUUAUAUUUUUGACUACUUUUAAUUCACUACAUUCCUAAAGAAAAUAAUAUACUUUUUACUCCAUAAAUUUUCCUGACACCCAAAAGUACUCAUUACAUUUUGAAUGCUUAGCAGGACAGGAAAAUUGUCAAAUUCACGCACUUACAGUUGAAGUCAGAAGUUUACAUACACCUUAGCCAAAUACAUUUUAACUCAGUUUUUCACAAUUCCUGACAUUUAAUCCUAGUAAAAAGUCCCUGUCUUAGGUCAGUUAGGAUCACCACUUUAUAUUAAGAAUGUGAAAUGUCAGAAUAAUAGUAGAGAGAAUGAUUUAUUUCAGCUUUUGUUUCUUUCAUCACAUUCCCAGUGGGUCAGAAGUUUACAUACACUCAAUUAGUAUUUGGUAGCAUUGCCUUUAAACUGUUUAACUUGGGUCAAACGUUUCGGGUAGCCUUCCACAAGCUUCCCACAAUAAUUUGGGUGAAUUUUGGCCCAUUCCUCCUGACAGAGCUGGUGUAACUGAGUCAGGUUUGUAGGCCUCCUUGCUCGCACACGCUUUUUCAGUUCUGCCCACACAUUUUCUAUAGGAUUGAGGUCAGGGCUUUGUGAUGGCCACUCCAAUACCUUGACUUUGUUGUCCUUAAGCCAUUUUGCCACAACUUUGGAAGUAUGCUUGGGGUCAUUGUCCAUUUGGAAGACCCAUUUGCGACCAAGCUUUAACUUCCGGACUGAUGUCUUGAGAUGUUGCUUCAAUAUAUCCACAUAAUUUUCCUUCCUCAUGAUGCCAUCUAUUUUGUGAAGUGCACCAGUCCCACCUGCAGCAAAGCACCCCCACAGCAUGAUGCUGCCACCCCCGUGCUUCACGGUUGGGAUGGUGUCCUUCGGCUUGCAAGUAACCCCCUUUUUCCUCCAAACAUAACGUUGGUCAUUAUGGCCAAAAAGUUCUAUUUUUGUUUCAUCAGACCAGAGGACAUUUCUCCAAAAAGUACGAUCUUUGUCACCAUGUGCAAUUGCAAACCAUAGUCUGGCUUUUUUAUGGUGGUUUUGGAGCAGUGGCUUCUUCCUUGCUGAGCGGCCUUUCAGGUUAUGUCGAUAUAGGACUUGUUUUACUGUGGAUAUAGAUACUUUUGUACCUGUUUCCGACUUCAACUGUAUCAAGAGAACAUCCCUGGUCAUCCCUACUGCCGCUGAUCUGGCGGACUCACUAAACACAAAUGCUUUGUUUUCAAAUUAUGUCUGAGUGUUAGAGUGUGCCCCUGGCUAUCCGUAAAUGAACAAAAACAAGAAAAUUGUGCCACUUGGUUAAUAUACAGUGAGGGGAAAAAAGUAUUUGAUCCCCUGCUGAUUUUGUACGUUUGCCCACUGACAAAGAAAUGAUCAGUCUAUAAUUUUAAUGGUAGGUUUAUUUGAACAGUGAGAGACAGAAUAACAACAAAAAAAUCCAGAAAAAUGCAUGUCAAAAAUGUUAUAAAUUGAUUUGCAAUUUAAUGAGGGAAAUAAGUAUUUGACCCCCUCUCAAUCAGAAAGAUUUCUGGCUCCCAGGUGUCUUUUAUACAGGUAAUGAGCUGAGAUUAGGAGCGGAGUGCUCCUAAUCUCAGCUUGUUACCUGUAUAAAAGACACCUGUCCACAGAAGCAAUCAAUCAAUCAGAUUCCAAACUCUCCACCAUGGCCAAGACCAAAGAGCUCUCCAAGGAUGUCAGGGACAAGAUUGUAGACAUACACAAGGCUGGAAUGGGCUACAAGAUCAUCGCCAAGCAGCUUGGUGAGAAGGUGACAACAGUUAGUGCGAUUAUUCGCAAAUGGAAGAAACACAAAAGAACUGUCAAUCUCCGUCGGCCUGGGGCUCCAUGCAAGAUCUCACCUCGUGGAGUUGCAAUGAUCAUGAGAACGGUGAGGAAUCAGCCCAGAACUACACAGGAGGAUCUUGUCAAUGAUCUCAAGGCAGCUGGGACCAUAGUCACCAAGAAAACAAUUGGUAACACACUACGCCGUGAAGGACUGAAAUCCUGCAGCGCCCGCAAGGUCCCCCUGCUCAAAAAAGCACAUAUACAGGCCCGUCUGAAGUUUGCCAAUCUGAAUGAUUCAGAGGAGAACUGGGUGUUGUGGUCAGAUGAGACCAAAAUCGAGCUCUUUGGCAUCAACUCAACUCGCCGUGUUUGGUGGAGGAGGAAUGCUGCCUAUGACCCCAAGAGCACCAUCCCCACCGUCAAACAUGGAGGUGGAAACAUUAUGCUUUGGUGGUGUUUUUCUGCUAAGGGGACAGGACAACUUCACCACAUCAAAGGGACGAUGGACGGGGCCAUGUACCAUCAAAUCUUGGGUGAGAACCUUCUUCCCUCAGCCAGGGCAUUGAAAAUGGGUCGUGGAUGGGUAUUCCAGCAUGACAAUGACCCAAAACACACGGCCAAGGCAACAAAGGAGUGGCUCAAGAAGAAGCACAUUAAGGUCCUGGAGUGGCCUAGCCAGUCUCCAGACCUUAAUCCCAUAUAAAAUCUGUGGAGGGAGCUGAAGGUUCGAGUUGCCAAAUGUCAGGCUCGAAACCUUAAUGACUUGGAGAAGAUCUGCAAAGAGGAGUGGGACAAAAUCCCUCCUGAGAUGUGUGCAAACCUGGUGGCCAACCACAAGAAACGUCUGAACUCUGUGAUUGCCAAAAAGGGUUUUGCCACCAAGUACUAAGUCAUGUUUUGCAGAGGGGUCAAAUACUUAUUUCCCUCAUUAAAAUGCAAAUCAAUUUAUAAUAUUUUUGACAUGCAAUUUUCUGGAUUUUUGUUGUUGUUAUUCUGUCUCUCACUGUUCAAAUAAACCUACCAUUAAAAUUAGACUGAUCAUGUCUUUGUCAGUGGGCAAACGUACAAAAUCAGCAGGGGAUCAAAUACUUUUUUCCCUCACUGUAAUCAAUUGGAAAUUAUUUAUACUUUUACGUUUGGUACUUAAGUAUAUAUUUGCAAUGACAUUAACUUUUGAUACUUAAGUAUAUUUGAAAGCAAGUACUUUUAGACUUUUACUCAAGUAGUAUUUUACUGGGUGACUCACUUUUACUUUCUAUCCGUUCACCUACUCUGCGUCUCACAAAGACACGGCGGUUGGAACCAAAAAUCUCACAUUUGGACUCAUCACACCAAAGGACUGAUUUCCACCGGUCUAAUGUCCAUUGCUCUUGUUUCUUGGCCCAAGCAAGUCUCUUCUUCUUAUUGGUGUCCUUUAGUAGUGGUUUCUUUGCAGCAAUUCAACCAUGAAGGCCUGAUUCAUGCUGUCUCCUCUGAACAGUUGAUUUUGAGAUGUGUCCGUUACUUGAACUCUGUGAAGCAUUUAUUUGGGCUGCAAUUUCUGAGGCUGGUAACUCUAAUGAACUUAUCCUCUGCAGCAGAGGUAACUCUGGGUCUUCCUUUCCUGUGGCGGUCCUCAUGCGAGCCAGUUUCAUCAUAGUGCUUGAUGGUUUUUGCGACUGCACAUUUUCCGGAUUGACUGAACUUCAUGUCUUAAAGUAAUGGACUGUCGCUUCUCUUUGCUUAUUUGAGCAGUUCUUGCCGUAAUAUGGACUUGGUCUUUUACCAAAUAGGGCUAUCUUCUGUAUACCACCCCUACUUUGUCACAACACAAAUGAUUGGCUCAAACGCAUUAAGAAGGAAAAAAAAUCCGUAAAUUAACUUUUAACAAGGCACACCUGUUAAUUGAAAUGCAUUCCAGGUGACUACCUCAUGAAGCUGGUUGAGAGAAUGCCAAGAGUGUUGUCAUCAGCAAGGUUAUUGAAGAUCUCAUAUAAAAUAUAUUUUGUUAAAAUCUUUUGGUUACUAAACCUAUGUGUUAUUUAUAGUUUGAUGUCUUCACUAUGUUCUACAAUGUUGUAAAAUAAAGAAACCUUUGGUUGUCAACUUUUGACUGUACUGUAUAUUUUCUUCAGAUUUUCAGAGUGCUGCCCUCAGCACCCCUACUCUCCACGGCUAUGUAUAUACUGCCCUAUAUGGCUCUGUUCAUCUUUUUCUCAGAAGUCUUAUGGCGAGGAAAUCUGAAAAGCCUUUUGCUGGGAGAUGCACUGCCCUGUGUCCUCAUAUUCCACUGCCAAUGUUUUUGUCUCAAUGCUGGUUUGUUCUAUGAACUGGCCAGUCUCCUCUCUCUGUUCCUCAGAUGACUCCUUCUCCCACUACUCUCUCUCCGUUCACGGCUGCCGUCUCUCUCUCUUCUACUGGCCCGACGUCUCCGCUGCGCGGCCCGUGAAAUUCCUCUGGAAACUGGAGCAGGUACAAUGGGAAUGCUGCUGGAUGAGGGUGGAACAGAUUUUCUUCAAUAAACAGUUGCUAGAAGGAGUGCUAUAAGCCAAAGAGCCAUUCAAAAAGGCCAACGCUCACUUGAUGCCAGUUGCAAUUGUAUUGAUUUAUUUUUAAGACAACUGCAUUAAGUAGGGUUAGAACCCAGGGCGCCUGAUCCCAAGGCAGACUCGCUAGCUACAAGGGAAAGGGGAUACCUAGUCAGUUGCACAACUGAAUGUAAAUGUAAAUGAAUGCAUUCAACCUAAAUGUGUCUUCCGCAUUUAAGCCCAACCCCUCUGAAUCAGAGAGGUGUGGGGGGCUACCUUAAUCGACAUCAUCGGCACCCGGGGUUAUUCAAACAAGCAACCUUUCGGUUACUGUCGCAAUGCUCUAACCACUAGGCUAGGAUUUUUCCCUUGGGGGAGUUCAUAACUAUGGGAAUGCACAAGAAGCAGGGGGAUUGGGAAGAAUAGGAUUUGGAUGAGAGGCAGGGCAGAGGGCAUAAGGGGAUGGUAGGGUUGUGUGGUUUUGGGAGGAGGUUGGAGGGGGGACUAAGUGGUUUUGGCUGGGGUUACUGGUCGCAGACAGCUUAAACUGGGUAGGAUUAUAUAGGGCCAGGCUGAUACAGAUAAGAUUAGGCAAAUCCCUCUGUCUCUCUUUACCUCUUAUCUGUCUCUCUUCUGCGACAAUAGUUGUUACAGUGCUCAGUCUGUGGUCAUGGGUAGUGUUCAGUAGAAACAAAAGGGAUAAAACAUUUAGAUAUUGUAUGGGAUAAAUUCAUGUUGCAUAUCUAGUAGAUUUUUUAAAAAUCCUGUUUUGUGUCUGCUGUACACAACCCAAGUGUUCAGCUGUUUCUUGACCUCUGACCUAUCGUGUCUCCAUGUCCUUCUUUCCUCGCUAGGUGUGUGACAGCGAGUGGCAUCACCUGUCCCUCAGUGUCCAGUUCCCCUCUGUGACCCUGUACGUGGAUGGAGUCACCUUCGACCCCGCCCUCAUCCACGACAACGGAGCCAUACCCAACCCUGCCCCACGACAGCGACUGGUCAUUGGCGCCUGCUGGGGUAACGAUUGGUUUAACCAAAGACAGUACAGUAUGAAGAUAGGCUAAAACUGCUUCUCCAAUAGAAAUCCCCGAUCACACUUGUAGGCGAUGUCAUGGCGAUGUUGGCUAGCUAAGCUCAUGCGUAGAAACACGUUAUCGGGUCUAACAGUCGUCUUGCGCCGAACUGUGCAAAUCAAAGGCACUCCUUCGAUAUAAAGUAGUUUUUCACAAAAAUUCAAACGUUUCAGUUUGUCACUUUCACGAGGUUGGAGUAAAAACAUGUUCAACUACUUAAGAUAUUGGCUCGAAUCUAGGUUGUGUCUUUAGAUUUGGAGAAAAUAAACAACUAAGGAAGAAUUUUGCACUUCUCUCAUUGACUUCUCAAACCCCGGCCUGGUCUGUUUGGUCUGUUUCACGAGUGUUACCGGAAGUGUCGCGAUGUUGCGCCUCUGGCUUUAGAAACUCUGUGGUUAAACCUUACACUGCAUAGAACGGUUAAACCUUACACUGCAUUGAAGACCUGUCAGCCAGUGAAGGAUGCCUAAGUGGGCCACACUUUACAUUACAGAGGUCCUAUACUAGAGUAACUACCAGUUGGAAAACGAAUAACAUAUUAUUCUAUAACAAGCUAGUUAACAAAAAUGAAUUAGAAAUGUCACUUUUAAUUACAUACACAUAUAGAUACCCUGGAUUGAUGCCUAUGUAAUGUAAAGUGUUGCUAAUGAGUGGUAGUUGAUGAGAACAUGGCAAGGAAAAGAUCACAAUAAUGUACCACAAUAGACAGUGGAAUAUAUUGCUUUGGCAAUACAUUUCUUGAAUAGAUUACAAGAUUUCAAAAGAGCAACGCCUGCCCCAAAAAUACAUUUUUGGGAGUUGUCCCAGUUCACAUUCUUCUGCAAAUGGAAGAGUUCAUAGAACCAAAUGUUCCAGCACACCAAUGAAAGCAACGCACAACACAUGCGCGCGCGCACACACACACACACACACACACACAAACGUACAGUACCUUGCAAAAGUAUUCAGACCCCUUGGAUUUCUUCAAAUAUUAUUGUGUUACAAAGUGGGACUCAAAUGUAUUUAAUUAUGUCAACAGUCUACACAAAAUAUUGUAACGUUAAAGUGGAAGAAAAAUUCUAAAAUGUUUUAAAGAUUAAUAGAAAUGAAAUAACUAAAAUAUAGUCGUUGCAUAAGUAUUCAGCUCCCUGAGUUCCUAAUGUUUGGUAUACUCAGUGUAUAAUUCACAUCAUAAUUAUUAACUUGACCAUGCUUAAAGAGAUAUUCAAUGUCUGAUUUGUUAUAGUUACCCAUCUACCAAUCACUGCCCUUCUUUAUGAGGCUUUCAAAAGCUUCCUGGUCUUUGUAGUUCAAUCUGUGCUUGAAAUUCAAUACUUGACUGAAGGACCAUACAGAUGUUGUAUGUAUGGGAGACAGAGGAAGGGUUAGUCAUUCAAAAAUCAUGUCAACCUCUAUUAUUUCACAGUCCGUGUAACUUAUUGAGUGAUUUGUUAAGCCAAAUUGUACUCCUAAUUAGGCCAAGGGGCUGAAUACUUAUGCCACGACUAUAUUUUAGUUAUACAUUUUCUAUUUAUAAAAAUUAAAAUCUUCCACAUUCACUUGAGAGUAUUUUGUGUAGAUUGUUGACAUAAAUGACAAUUAAAUCCAUUUUAAUCCCACUUUGUAGCACAAUAAAAUGUGAAGAAAUCCAAGGGGUCUGAAUACUUUUGCAAGGCACUGUACACAUACACACACGCCAUCUGACACAGAAAAGCAUGGCAUUUCCCUCAUUCACCUAAUUAUAUGUAUGUGAGAUGCUCUGACUGCCUCUCCAUACGCUAUUAAUAUCACUGACUUAUCAAUUAUUUAGGCUAACAGAACAACAGGCAGGCCAGACGGUUAGCCUGCCAGUUACACCAGCGCUAAUCGCUAAAAUGGGACACACUGUCUGCCAAUUAGCACUGGAAAUACACUCACACACACAUUCAUGGCUACUGCCUGUGUGGUAACCAGCUGCUGGGAGAUAAUGAGGGUAUGAAACACCUUUGUCAGACUUACACGUUUAUUUUCUAUCUUCCUUUUUAUUCUGUUAUUUUACUCCUCAUCACUCCUCUCUCUCAUUCUCUUUUUCCACACCUCCUCUCUUGCUUAUUUUGGUGAAAUUAUUCAUACUAUUUAAACCUUCCACAAAAUAUAGUCCCGACACAAAUCUAGGGUUGCUACCCAAGCCGAGUGGUCGUUUGUUCUAUCUGUCUUUUUGUUCUGUAUCUAUGGACGUGACCCAGUCGUUCAGUCUUUUUGUUCUGUAUCUAUGGAUAUUCGUUUUAAAUGUUCCAUUGCCAUUCUGGCUGGCAACGUUCUUAUCCCUUGCUUGCUAGCUAGCCGACUACGGCUAACUUACAUUCACGUCAAAAUGUGCAGCCAGAAUAACAGCAAAGUAGCCGCAUUUGCAUUUGUUUAAGUUGUUUUCUAGUGACAUUUAUUUGGAUACAUUAAUAGCAAUGAGCUAAUGAGGCACGAUUUCACUUGGCAUAGAAAACGUGCUUACUCGUCAGGACACUGUUGUUCAGAGGAGCUAGCCAACAACACAGCUAACACAAUCACUUCAAACUGAAGCUGGAAAGACUGCAAACUACCUGCACUUUGUUUCGUUUUACUUUUUUUCAGUUGACAUUUCUUUGUAUAUAUCCAUAUAAAUUAUGCCAGCUGAUUCAUGAUUUCGACUGGCUGAGAAAAGCUGCCUGCCUGUAUGUCUCAUCCCGACUCCCGACACGUUCAUUACUAUGGGACAGCUGGAGAUCGAAUUUGAAUAUUGAAACAAUGUUGCAAAUGUCGGAGGGAGGCAGCAAGGUUUAUACAAAUCUCUGCUGUUGAAAACUAAAUGUUAGUCUAAAAGAAAUGUUAGAUAAUGUCUAGAUGCUUUUUAUAAUGGAGAUCAAGUUUAUAAAUUGCCUGGCUGGGCUGAUGAGACAGUGGAUUGCGCAGUCAGAUGGAACAGAGUAAAUAGGCGUUUUAACGUCAUAUAUUUAGCCGGUGGUAAUUUGUGGAAUAGACACCGGCUGGAAUGCGGUUUUAACAAAUCAGCAUUCAGGAUUAGACCCACCCGUUGUAUAAAUAAUAUUUUACAACAGCUGAUGAAACUAACACCGUAAACGUGUAAAAAUUAAUUAUCAGUGUUAUUUCCUGAUAGUUGCUUUUUGAAAAUACAAUCUACACAGGACCUUCUAAUCAGCAGGUUUGCAUGGGCGGGAGUUUCAGCUUUCCAUGGUGAUAUCACCAUGCGGUAAAUUGGUUAAUAGACCAAUAACAAAUAGAGUUCCAAACCACUCAAACCACUCCCAGACAGUCGUAGCAAAAUUCUUGAGAUUUUUUUGUUGCUAAAAAUGAUUUUUUCCCCCCCCAAUUUUAAUGGAAAUCUAUUACAGUAAGGUACUUAAUUGUUACCCAGAAUUUAUUUGAUAUAAAAACGACUGCAUGGGGCCUUUAACCUUUCUUCUUUUCUCCCCACAGAGACAGAAGAUAAACAGAAGGACAUCCUUAACAACACCAUCCCUGAGGGGAAAGACACAGGUGACUUAAUUUGUUUUUACGUGUGUGUGUGUGUGUGUGUGUGUGUGUGUGUGUUUCCGUGUCCGUGUCCGUGCAUGCGCGUAUAUGUCUGUGUAAGCCUGUGUGUGGGUGUUCAUCUGUUUGUGUGUGUUGACUGUGUUCAUUUUGUUUCUGGUUCUUAGGGAAGUAUGUGGGUGGUUACCGUGGCCUGUUGUCAGGGGUGACGGUGCGUCCAGGGAGUGUGGAGCCCCACAGUGUGGUGGAGUGUCUGUACGCCUGCAGGGAGGGGCUGGACUUUGGAGACUUAGAGACCUUGGGCUCAGGCAUGAAGGUAACCUCACCCUACUGUAGAGGAGUCCUAUAGAUCACUGUCUCCAAAAUGGUGGACAGUUUCACUUGGUUAAAGCUUAAGAGUGGGCUUUGACGACCAGAAUUUUUAUUUUCUUCAUCUAGAGGGUUUGAUAGGUCAUGGCACCCUAACGUUUUUUUAACCACUGCUAUAUGUCCUACUCAGAUGAUUGUUUACAAAAGGGUUAGUUUCCCCCUGAUGGUAUAUGGAGUCUACUGCAUAAUAUUUGUAUGUGCACGUGCAACACAUUUAUUUUGAGUCAAUCAAAAGUGAAGUCCCAAAACGGUGGUACCGAUGAAAUACAUAAAGAGAAUACAUAGCCAGAAUUAACUAUGUGUGUGACUAUGAGGGGUGUGCGACCUCGGAGCAUGAACUCUUGACCUUUGACCUUUUAGGUGCAUGUGAACCCCAGUCAGUCUGUGCUGGUUCUGGAGGGUGAUGACAUUGAGAGCUUCAACAGGGCAGUGCAACAGGUCACCUACAGGAACUCUCUCCGCUUCGCCACCCCUGGAGUCAGGCCACUCAAACUGACCACCUCCCUCAGGUACACGCACACACGCUUUCAUGUACGCACACACAUACACACACACACAGAGGACUAAGUGAUCUCGCUCUCCGAGGCCGACGUGAGUAAGGUCUUUAAUCAGGUCAACUUGUCGCAAGGCCGCGGGGCCGGACAUUUCCAGGGCGUAUACUCAGAGCAUGCGCAGAACAGAUGGCAGGCAUAUUCACGGUCAUUUUCAGCCUCUCCUUGUCCCAGUCUGGACUUAAAAUGGUCCACACACACGCUCACAUUCGUGAAGAAGGUGCGACAGCACCUCUUCCCCCUCAGGAGGUUGAAAAGGUUUGGCAUGGGCCCUCAAAUCCACAAAAAGUUAUAUAGCUGCACCAUUGAGAGCAUCUUGACUGGCUGCAUCACUGCUUGGUAUGGUAACCGCACCGCCCUCGAUCGCAUGGCGGUACAGAGGGUGGUGAUGACAGCCCAGUACAUCACUGGGGCCGAGCUCCCUGCCAUCCAGAACCUCUAUAUCAGGCGGUGUUGUUAAAUUGUUAAAGACUCCAGCCACCCAAGCCAUAGACUGUUCUCUCUGCUUCCGCACGGCAUCGGUACCGGUGCAUCAAGUCUGACACCAACAGGCUCCUGAACAGCUUCUAUCCCCAAGCCAAUAGCUAACAAAAUGGCUACACGGACUAUCUGAGUUGAGCCUUGUAUUUUAUUAAUUUUUUUUGCACUGUCUCUCUGCACACUCACAAGAGUCAUGCACACUGACACUCCAACACACACACACACACACACACACACACAUACACUGACUUAAUUUGCUCACACACAUAACAUGCACACACAUUUAUACUGACUACACGCAAACACACUCACAUACAAUCAUCAAAUACGCUGCUAUCAUAUGUCCUGAUUCCUAGUCACCUUACCCCUAUACAUAUCUACCUAUAUCACUACAGUAUCUCUGCACAUUGUAAAUAUGGUACUGGAACUGACCAUGUAUAUUGUUUACUUACUUUCUGUGUUUUUCUUAUUUUUAUUUCUUGUGUGUUUUUGUUCUACCUUAUGUUAUUUUUAGUACUACAUUGAUAUUGAUUACUGCAUUGUUGGGUUUGGAGCUUGAAGGAAAGGCAUUUCGCUGUACUUGUGCACGUGACAUUAAAACUUGAAACUUGAACACACACAGGCACACACACUGACAGUGCUAGUGUACAUAAACUAGAAAUAUGGGUUAAAAGAGGCAGCGCAGGUAAAACAUAAUGUCACAAUGAAUGCAGCAGUAUUCCAGAGCUGUGGAUGCAGGUUUCCAGGACUGCUCAGUGGAAGAGAGCUAUUCAUUGGACAUUGAUCUCAAUAAACAUGGACUUUGGCUAGAGUAGUUGAUAAGGAAUGGUAUGGCGUGAAAGAGCACGAUGUUAAAUGAAUGACGUCAUCCCAAACUGUCCAUUAUAAACUGGGGGUAUCUUAUCUUUGACUUAUGUUCUGGUCCGCAGUUACUUGUAUCAUAUCUCUAAAGGCAUUCAUUCACCACAACCUAUCCUCUCUGUGACAGAGUAUUUCAUCCAUGGUGAUGUAGCCUGGGUGCCAGUUUGUUUCUGCCUCGUUUUGGGUAUUUUUCAUUGUCUAUCCAUUGUUUAACAACAUAAGAUAAUUGAAGGUCGUCAGGUACCCAGGCUAAUGAUGAAUGAAAUAAUUUAUUCAUUCAUUUAUUCUAAGGUUCUUAUACAACUUGGGGGAAGAACAUGUAGACACCUUUUUAUUUACCUUUUAUUUCAAUCUUUGCACUGUCUCUAUGCACACUCACAGGGCCCUACACACACACACACUGUCACUCCAACACACACAAACACUCACUCCAUAAUUUUCUCACUCACACAUAAUAUGCACAUACAUUUAUGCUGACUCUACACACCCACACACCCACUCACAUACAAGCUGCUGCUACUCUGUUUAUCUUAUAUCCUGUUGCCUAGUCCCCUUACCCCUAUACAUAUCUACCUCCAUCACUCCAGUAUCCCUGCACAUGUAAAUAUGGUAUUGGAUCUGACUUUUUAAAUAUUUCCUGUAUAUAGUAUGCUUACUUACUUACUUACUUUAUUGUGUAUUUCCUAUUCUUAUUUCUAGUAAUACAUUGUUAUUGAUUAUUGCAUUGUUGGGUUUUGAGUUUGCAAGAAAGGCAUUUCACUGUACUUGUGCAUGUGACAUUAAAACUUGAAACUUUUACUCAGCAAAUGUAUCAGAGCACAAGGAUAUACUGGUAUGUUGAAGGACAUCAUCCCUGUGCAAGGAGUGGAGCUUGAUUUGCAGCUGAUAUUUGAGUCCCGGUCUUUUGCUCGACCAGUUAAUCUAGCCUUGGGUAACAGGAAGCACGGUUGAAGCAUCUAAUCUUGAAACAGUUUAUUUUCAUGCCACAGUGUAUCGCACAUUGUAUUCACUUCAUGGAUAACCAGAACAUUUUUUUCUAUUUUUGGGUUAAUGCACCACAUAGGCCUACACAGGUCCUUUUUUAUCCACUUUGUCGAUUUGAAAUAUUUAUGCACGUUGUGAAGUGCAUGUAGGUCCUACCUAUCUAUGUUCUUUAGUAUCUGAUCCAUCUGAUCUAUCGCAGGAAGUGAUGCAACCAUAGAAAAUCCUCAUUAUCUUACCCUGUAGAGUUACAUAAAUAGCUGCAUUUUAAUGUUGUGUUUUUCAGAUUAGUCGUAUUUAAGGUACAACAUUGAUGUGGUGUUUUUGUGCUUGUUUUGAGAUCUGUUUUCCGGUCAUGAGUUUGUGGAUUUUUUUUGCUUGUGUUUUUAAGAUUAGUCCGAUUCCAGGUCAGGAUGUUGUUUGCUUUUCUAGUGUGUUCUUCAGUAUGAUUCUUGGUUAGUAGUUGGAGGGGAUGUUUUUUAAUGGUGUUUAAAGAUAAGACCGAUUUGAGGUCAGCGGUUCCUCCAGAUGGCUGAACAGCAGGCCCUUGUGGAGAGUCAGAUAUAGCAGCUGCUCACUGAAACAUUUACAUUUUACAUUUUAGUCAUUUAGCAGACGCUCUUAUCCAGAGCGACUAACAGUUAGUGAGUGCAUACAUUUUCAUACUGGCCCCCCGUGGGAAACGAACCCACAACCCUGGCGAUGCAAACGCCAUGCUCUACCAACUGAGCUACAGGGGACGGAGAGAGAUAGUAUUACUGCAGUUCCAACACUCACACACUAAACAACUCAAAGCACCACUUGAAUCAUAAAUCAACUGCUGAAUCGCCAAAUAAUAAUACCAUUUCAAAGUGCUUCUGAAAAGUGGCAGAAUUAGUAUCAGCUACUGUAGACACUGCAUGCAAUAUAAUAUAGUCCAGGGUUUUAUCAAUCCUGGUCCUGGAAAUCCACAGUGUGUGCAGGCUUUUGGCCUAGACCAACACUAACACACCUGAUUUGGCUAAUCAUCAAGUCCUAAAACUGUUUACUUAUAGAGAAUAACUGGUACCCUAUUUGCACCCCCCCCCCCCCCCCCCCCACCAUGUUCUCUCUCUCUCUCUCUCUCUCUCUUUCCUCUCUUCACCCUAGGUGUUUCAAUGAGGAGAGUUGUCUUACCCUCAGGCAGUUGGAGGGCUACCUGGUGGUCCUUCAGCCUGACGCCCCUCAGAUCUCCCUGUCUGGAGUCGGCCCCCACCUGGCCCGCCCCGCGCCUGAAUUCGAGGGCCCACGUGGUGUACCCCUCUUCCCAGAGCUGAGGAUCGUGUGCUCCCUGUCUCAUGCUGUGAACACAGCCGCUCAGGGCAUGGAGGGAGGAGGUGAGCCAGGAAAGAGCCCUUCCAUGAAUACUACAAUGCGGGGGUAGAGACUAGUGCAUUCCAAUCACAUCAAUCUAAUCGUUUUGAGAGCAUUUUACCAGCAUUUUAUGUAGGAAGGAAACCUACUGCACACGGAUUGAUGCUUCUAAAAACAUAUGGACCAUUGUCUGGUCUUUGCCACUUAGUGUUAAGUGCCUUGCUCAAGGGCACAUCGACAGAUUUUUCACCUAGUCGGCUUGGGGAUUAGAACCAGCGACCUUUCGGUUACUGGCACAACGCUCUUAACCACUAAGCUACCUGCCAAACAUACAGAUCACUUAUUUUUCUUACACCUGAAACUAUUUCCACUUACUAGCAGUGCUACUUAAUUAUAUGUCUGCUGACACAGAAUGUGAAGUAAGAUCUGUCUUUCUUCUAAAUCAGAUUUGAAUUGGGCUACAUGUUUCCUACCUCUAGAUUGGUUGUUUUGCAACAUGCGCAACUAUGGGGCAAAACAGACUGGGUUGGCUUAGAUUGUUGACAACAUGUUAACUAUAUUCCGUCUCUAAUCGUUAUUGAAAACAUAAAUACAUUUGCCCAAUGAGCACUUGUUGUCUCUCAAAUACAUUGUUACAGUUGUUGGUUAGCUAGCUAGCGAAUUUGAGCCAUAUUAGCAUUGACAUGAAAUCAAUCAAAACAUUUUUAAAAAAGACAAGGUAUCAAGAACAAUAACAAGAUGAACUAGCUGAAAUGAGUCACUUACGAUUCCCCACAUGGCAGUUUUUUGUCAUUGUUGGUAGCUAUCUGGCCAUCCAGAAUCAACUCAGACUUCUGCCCUAUUGAAGUGUGCACAUCAUCAGCUAAUCAAUCGAUACAUAUAUUCACCUCUGAUCCAGCCCCCCUCCACCCAUUAACUUCCCCCAAUGUUUGUGUGCUUGAAUACCAACUGAGACCACACAGACCCAGUACUAUUAUUAGAUGUGCCUUGUGCAUCUCCAAGUGAGAACCCUAUGUAUGUGUGCAACGGCUGUAUAUUGGAGAGGAAGCACACCACAUCUGUGUUUGUCACCCGUUAUGUGUGUAUCUGUUAUGAGGAUGAUGAUGGUUAUGUAACAAGAGCCACUUCCUGCAUGGGGUCUGUUCAGGUCAGGACAUAGUUGAUAAAGCUGUGUAGCAACAGAGAAAAUAGACUCUGCCAAUGCUUUAUCUGUGGCUCACUACCUAAUCUAUUAUGUACUUUAUUCUGUCUCUCCAUAAUGGGAUAGUCCCUUCUUAUCCACUUAAUCCCCCCCGGCCCUAACCCGUUCCCUGCGUUCUGUCGUCCUUAUCUGUAGUUUUAUAAGAUUGGGUAAUCAGUCAUUAUAGUGCCGUUUUUUUUUUAUUGUUCCUCCUUUUAACUGUCUUCUUUCUGUCUCUCUCUGUCUUCCUUUUUUCUCUGCUUUGCUCUCUGCCUUUCCCCUCUUUCCAUCUUUUGCCCUCCCUCUCUCCUCUCUCAAUUCCUCAUUCUCUCCUCCGUUCUUCUCUCUCCCCCCAUGACCCCCAGCUCUGAUGUCAGACGCCGUGGCCCACACUCUGGACGGCUGUGAGGUCCAACCCCUGGGGGAGGAGCUAAACCCAGAGAGGGAGGAGCUCCUGAUGGACAUGGAUGCCCUGAGAGAGAGGGGUCUGGAGAUAAUCAACACCACUGCUUACAUCGCCUAUCACAGGUACCGCUCAUUUCCCCUAUUCUGUUUUAUUUUAAAGACCCACUUCAGCUAUGUUUAAACUUUUCCCGUUGAAAAACGAUAUUCCAAGUAUAAAUACUUAAGGGUCAAUUCAGCAUGGUGUGAUUAGUUGAGGUUUUGAAAUGACACAUAAGGCUAUGUUGCGUAUUGCAUCGCACCUCUAUCUCAUGUUCACAAACUUUAGCAUUUUAUUUUCGUCUUACUGUUUCCUCAGUGUUGAAAUGCCCCUAAACUUCCUACUCUCCACCUCUCAUCAUCUCUCUCUCUCUCUCUCUGUGUUAGGAGCUGAGUCCAUCUCCGUGUAUGAGGAUGUCCUUCGGUCCGUCCGUUACCGGCUGGCUAAAGGCUCGGCCCGCUUUGAGAGGCGGUUCCGUCUGUCCUGCUCCGAGAUGAAUGGCAGAUACACCAGCAACGAGCUCACACUGGAGGUAAUUAAUCUAACUGACCAUAGAGGCCGUAAUUAACCCAAAAUUGGUUAGCAAAUAAGCUUCAAUGGGGUGUACAAUACUGGGGCACUAGCUAAGUGGUUUGAACCUAGCAUUUGGUGGGUAGAGAGAUAGCCCAGCAUUAGUUCAGUUAGUAAGAGGUUCUGUGACAAGGCUUAUUUUCUUCUUUUUUCUCUCUCUUUCACUCACACUCUCUCUCUGUCCAUCCAUAUAUUCAUCUAUCCUUGCUCUCAGGUGAACUUCCUGCACUCCCUGGACAGUCUGUACCACCCGUCUCACCUCCUGGCCUCCCAGCAGCAGUUCCUUCACCCGUCUCACCACUCUGGGGAGCUGAGCGGACACACCCUGCCUAACCCCCACCACAACUCAGGUUUAUACACACUUCAUUUACCUCAGGAUUAAUGUUGACCUUUUUCGCUUGAUUUACCUUUUACAGGAGAACUAUGCUCUAUAUUCCUGAGUACAUCCGUUUUGCUCAAUGUUAAAUCCAGACACAUAAAAACAGAUAGAUGAAGGUGUCUCUAUACCAUCUCCUUUUAUUUAUAUUGGGAAAUCCCCUAUCCACUCUCAAAAUAGAGAUUAAAAAUACACAUUUUACAACGUUCACAGGUUCAUUUUCACCACAAGAUGGCAGUGUCACUGACAUCAAUGACAGGAUGGUGGCUGUAAGGUUCAUAUAAAACUCUUAUUUUCCUCUGACAGUGGUGCCAGGAGCGGCCACAGUCAUCAUCAUGGUGUGCGUGGGCUUCCUGGUUAUCAUGGUGAUCCUGGGAGUGUUUCGAAUCCGCUCCAUCCACCGCCGUGGUGAGGGCGCCAGGGGAGGGUCUAAGGAGGAUAGCGGCCAAUGGGAUGACUCUGCCCUCACCAUCAUUGUCAACCCCAUGGAGGUAAAGCUCUAACUGUGUUUUUGUGGAAUAGAAUAGAUUUUUAUUUAUUUCAGUGUGGAAGUUUUGAGUUUGGUUUAAGAGUAGAGAUGAUUUUGAUGACUAUUUUAUCCCCUUCCUCUUCGUCUCGCUCACUCUCUCUCUCUCAGUCCUAUGAGUCUCGUAUGGGCAUCUCAGCCGACACCGAAGGUGAGGGGGAGGAGGACGAGGAAGUGGUGGAGUCGCCCGAUGACGCCAACGACGACCAGCGAAUCAUCAUCAUCAAGAAAGAGGGCAGAGACAGCAACCCCCGUCGCUACUAA